AUGUUAGUGAAUAUAAGGUUUGUUGACAAGGAUGGAAACUGCUACGGUAUUCUGAAUGAAGUUGAUGACACUACAAGUCUAUUAAAUGUUCGAACACGCGCGUCAUCUGUUCUAAAAUCACUUCCUAUAAAUUAUCUGUUUACUUGGAGGGACACUCCAGUAUCCCCAAAACAAGAAAAUAUUUUCAAAGUACACCGAUGUGCCAACUUAAUUUCGGAUCAUCCCGGGUUAUUCGAUCUUGUUAUAAAUGUUGAGGAGACGAGAGAGGGAAACGAUAGUUGUGACCAGUUAACAUCAAAAUAUAAAACCGACCAAGACAGUUCAGCCGGAAAAUUUUCUACGACCAAACACUCUGGAAAAAUAAAGCAAGGUUUGGAUAUUUUCACUCUGGAAGAAAUUGAGAGACACGAUAUCUCAAAAUUAGAAAAAGAGAGAAGAAUGUUUUGGAAUAACCUUGCCUGUGAAAUUUCCAGUCAUCCUGUAUACAAACAUUGGAAUUUGCAAGCGGUGGUUGGACUCAUAGACACUGAAUGGACUAUGAGGAAAUCUGAAUUACUUAAGUUGGAAGCCAAUCACCUGCUAAAAAAAAUCCAAAAAAAAGACUUAAAAGAUUCUUUCAAACAUAAAACAGGUGAAAAGGAAAAGAAACUUCUUCAAAUUUUAGAUCGUUUAUCAAGGCUUGAACAUCGACGUAAAACAACGUACAAACUCAUAGAGGACCUUCAUACACAACUCAAGCGUUCGACGACAGAUCGUCACUUAACUGAAGAGAAAAUAGAAGAUCAGGAAAGUGAAUUAGACACAGUAUUUACGGAACUGAAAUGUUGUCUGGCGGGAUUGGAAAAAUUUAUCAUGUAUAGCAAAAAAGACAUUUAUAACCCUGACGGCGUUAAUGACAGUGCUUCAAGUACCAUGGAAAAACCUAAAGCGCCGACUUUAACGCACGAAGAAUUAUCCAGUAUAACUCAAUCAGUCGUGGACGAUUGGCAAAUUGACGACCUUAGUGACUAG
Messenger RNA from Paramuricea clavata, 1011 nucleotides. Lineage: Eukaryota; Metazoa; Cnidaria; Anthozoa; Malacalcyonacea; Plexauridae. The record is from the annotation of a GenBank genome assembly.